AUGAUGAGGGUAUCAGAACCGAUACUGGACAUGGAGAUGGCAAAUUACAGUGAAGUUUUGGACCCAACUUAUACAACUUUGGAGUUUGAAACUAUGCAGAUUCUAUAUAAUUCAAAUGAUAACUCUGCUCCAGAGACAACAAGUAUGAAUACCACAGACAAUGGUGUCAACUGUCUAUGUGCUAUAUGUGGGGACAGAGCAACGGGAAAACAUUAUGGAGCAUCAAGCUGUGAUGGGUGCAAGGGCUUCUUCAGACGCAGCAUACGCAAGAGUCACGUUUAUUCCUGCAGGUUCAGUCGGCAAUGUGUUGUUGACAAGGACAAAAGGAAUCAAUGUAGAUAUUGUCGAUUAAGAAAGUGUUUUAGAGCAGGAAUGAAAAAAGAAGCUGUGCAAAACGAACGCGAUAGAAUAAGCACCAGAAGAAGCACAUUCGAUGGCAGCAACAUUCCCUCCAUUAACACACUGGCACAAGCAGAAAUUCGGUCUCGCCAGAUCUCAGUCUCAAGCCCUGGCACAAGCACUGACAUAAAUGUUAAGAAGAUUGCAAGUAUCGGUGAUGUCUGUGAAUCUAUGAAGCAACAGCUCCUAGUCUUGGUGGAAUGGGCUAAAUAUAUUCCUGCCUUCUGUGAGUUACCGCUGGAUGACCAGGUGGCACUGUUGAGAGCUCACGCAGGGGAACAUUUACUGCUUGGAGCUACGAAGAGAUCCAUGGUGUAUAAAGAUAUUUUGCUUUUGGGGAACAACUAUGUAAUUCACCGCAACAGCAGUGAAAUUGAGAUCAGCCGUGUGGCCAACCGGGUUCUAGACGAGCUGGUACGACCAUUUCAAGAAAUUCAGAUUGAUGACAAUGAAUAUGCUUGUUUGAAGGCAAUUGUAUUUUUUGAUCCAGAUGCAAAAGGGCUAAGUGAUCCAGUAAAGAUUAAGAACAUGCGGUUCCAAGUGCAGCUCAGUUUGGAGGACUACAUCAACGACAGGCAGUACGACUCCCGGGGGAGGUUUGGAGAGCUACUUCUGCUCCUUCCCACGCUGCAGAGCAUAACUUGGCAAAUGAUUGAGCAAAUACAGUUCGUUAAACUUUUUGGGAUGGUUAAAAUUGACAAUCUACUUCAAGAAAUGUUACUGGGUGGUGCUUCCAAUGAAGCUAGUCAUCUCCAUCAUCCCAUGCAUCCACAUUUGUCUCAAGAUCCAUUAACUGGACAAACUAUACUUUUAGGUCCCAUGUCAACACUGGUUCAUACGGACCAGAUCUCAACUCCUGAGACCCCACUCCCUUCCCCACCACAAGGCUCUGGACAAGAACAGUACAGAAUAGGCGCCAACCAAGCUUCAGUGAUUUCACACCAGCCUCUCUCCAAACAAAAGCAAUUGUGAGACUGUGUUUACUUCUGAGCGGCAUUGCGUAAAUGUGAAAACUUGUUGGUCUUGAAAUAACUCAGGAUAGUACUUUCGGCAAACUCUUGGCCAAGGUUUCUUCAUGGUGCUGUUAUAAGAUGGUAUCCUGUUUUUUUUGUUAUAGUCUCAUUUUGUUUGUUGUCACUAUUGGUUAAAACUUUCCAAUUCAAGCAGUGUAUAUCUGAGUUCCCAUAUGUUUGUAUAGUGUAUUUUUCCAGCUUCCCUUGCACUGUUCCUGAACUAGUUGAAUCUUGUGUACUACUGUCAUUUGUUGUCUUGAUAUUAAUUUAAAUCUGUAAAUAAUUGCUUCAUUGUGAUGUGAUGCAGAACCAAGUGUUCUUUUUUUGACCAGAACAGUAGAUCAGCAACUCCAGAUUAAUGUAAAAUGAACCAAGGUGUUUUUUUUUUUUUAUCAAUUUUAAACUUGCAAAUUAGAAAAUUAAAGCAGUUGCUAUAGAACAGGAAAUAUUUCUUUGAAGAAGAAUCGCUUCUGGAUAUCCUAUGGCUAAGAAGCAUCUUUCUGGCUCACAGUUAAAUAUGCCUAUAUUUAGCUUAGGAAAUCAUAAAUAGCCAUUCCAAGGAUGACUGGCUAGUCCUUGUAAUCUGCCUCUAUUUGAAGAUGUAUCUUGAGAUAAAACAUGUUUGCUUUACCAGUUAGGACAUAGGAUAAAUGGUUAAAAAAAAAAAAAAAAAGGAAAACCUUAAAACAGUGGCUCGACCAAGAGACAUUGAUUUUCUGUCCUAAAACAAUCUAGAAGUAGUCAUCCAUUGACUAGAACUUAGAGCGUGCUUGCAUCCAGUUCCCAGGGAGGCUGGGAAGCAGGCUUUAGGUGGCAAGCUUUGUGCCCACUAAACUGCACCACUCUGGGAGACUGCUAUUGGGAGACAAGCCACCAUCUGUCACACGUGCAUUGCCUUACUUAAGACUCACAGGAUCCCUAUCAAAGAGCUCUUAUUAUCUUUCACUUACAAAUGAAGAAACCAAUUGCUUAGAGGGUACAUAACCAAUGUUCAUAAACCUGAGGAGUAGGAGAGCCACCAGCUUCAUGCCCAGGUCUGCUUGACUUUAGUGAGAAUAAAUCUUUGAGGUGGGAUGAAAAAUGUGAGCUUUUCACUAUGGUUUUUAAAUGUAUGCAAUUGAGUGAUGACCGAAUCCUAUCCAUCUUGUUACCUUAGCACAUAUUUACCUGUAAUCAAUGAGUGUAAAUUUGUUGCAUCACAAAUAAGAAACCACUGUUGUAGUUUUAAUGUCUUUCCCCUAAAAAAGAAAAACUUGAAAACAAAUUAAAGAAAAUAAAAGAUAGAAUCCCAGAUAGGUUAUGAUUAAAAAAACACAAAUUCAAAUCACUGACUCAGCAGAUUUUUCAAAAAUCCAGUGGACUGAGGAGUUCAUUGGAACCCUAUUUGAUCUAAAGCUGAAGCUUAUUUAAAAACAGUGAUGGACCAUCUGGAAAACAGUGAUAUCUCUCUCUCCCUCUCUCUCUCUCUCUCUCUCUCACACACACACACACACACACACACACAACAUACACAUUUUAUUUCCAGAAACAAGGAAAAAUUGGUUGAGUAAUUAUCAGUGAUAUAAAAAAAAAAAAAUAGUGUCCCAAUCUGUAAGAGACUGAAUUCAGUGAUUUUUACAGAAUCUCAAAAUUUCUGAAAUUUCAUAGCCCCCACAUACCCUACAAAGAAAAAGGUUCUGUUAAUGUUAACUUAUUAACUCAGAGUAGGAAAAUGGUUAAUUAGAAGGUAUCAUUGAUUUAAUAAAAUCAAAAUUCCUUCAAUAGCUGGUACCUGAAAACUAUAAAAUAUAUCUUUGAGAGUGAAUGAGGGAAGAGGAAAGUUUACUUCACUCUUAUUUUGUGGAAAUUUACUCUAGCGUCUCAGUUUCAUGCUUUUCAUCUUUAAAGAUGAGCCCUUUAACUUCUCUGCAUAUACUUACUAAACAACUUUGUUUUGGAAAUUAUUGCUAACGAUUUUGUUUUAAUAACUAUGGUCAGGGAAUUUUUAAUAUAAUAUUUUUGUAUACUUAACUGCCAAAAAUGCUGGACAAAGAGGAAUGGAAGUUUUCAGCAUAUUUUCAAAAUAUUGAUAAUGAAACUUAUUGCUUUUAUAUAGCA
Mirounga angustirostris (Northern elephant seal) is the source of this 3509-nucleotide messenger RNA. It is a transcript of the gene HNF4G, whose product is annotated as hepatocyte nuclear factor 4 gamma. The record is from RefSeq and is a predicted model, not a curated record. NCBI's taxonomy places the organism in Eukaryota, Metazoa, Chordata, Mammalia, Carnivora, Phocidae. Gene Ontology annotation, molecular function: nuclear steroid receptor activity; nuclear receptor activity; RNA polymerase II cis-regulatory region sequence-specific DNA binding. Gene Ontology annotation, cellular component: nucleus. Gene Ontology annotation, biological process: anatomical structure development; cell differentiation; positive regulation of transcription by RNA polymerase II. Bases 1 to 1371 code for a protein of 456 amino acids. The transcript has 10 exons.